Molecule: messenger RNA, 6370 nt
Organism: Branchiostoma floridae (Florida lancelet)
Lineage: Eukaryota; Metazoa; Chordata; Leptocardii; Amphioxiformes; Branchiostomatidae
Exons: 7
Coding region: 283-3303 (1006 amino acids)
Biological process (GO): protein phosphorylation
Molecular function (GO): ATP binding; protein kinase activity
Source: RefSeq, a predicted model, not a curated record
GCUCGGCACUACAAGCACACACGCCCUGUUAGGAUCGGCUGUCCCAGCCGUCGCUACUUCUUGGAGGCGGGGAAUAGAGAAACGCGUCGCCAAGGAUAUGUCUUGGCUGAAGAGUGGCAACGUGUAGAGUUGCCGAAGAGGUACUCGGCUCGCGUGGCGGCCAUGAGAGUCGAUCGCAGCCGGCAAUAGGUGCUUGAACCUGUCAGUUCUACGGGUCACGGCACCGGGAAGUAUUGUUGAUAGUGUAUGUAGAGAUAUGUAUGACUACAUGUAGGGUUUAUAAUGGAGACAAAUUCGACAGACAACGACGGCCUGGGGUUCUCCCCACCCGUCCGCUCUAUAGACCUGACCCUAACCGUAGCCAUCUGUACCGUAGCCGGACUGAUUCUGGUCGGGAACGCCGCGUUCUUAUGCCGCCGGCGGCGUCCUAAAGAAGGCGCCGUCAACAUCCUCCUCCUGGACAACCUGGCGGGUUCUAACAUCGGGCUGGUGGUGUAUCUCUCCGGCCUGGUGACGGGGGAUUUCCUGCAUCAUAACGGCCACCUGUCCGCGGCGUCGCUACAGAUCCUGUGUAAUGUGGAAGGCGUUCUCGGCAUCCUGUUCUCGGAGCUGUCCCUUUGGCUCAGCCUCACCAUCACCGUCAGCAUGUUCGUCCGUCAGGUCUGUCCACGCAGGAUGCGCCGCGGCAAGGACUACCUCCCCGUCUACAAAGUCAUCGCCAUCGCAGAGUGGAUGACAGCCCUGAUCUUAGCUGGCUUUCCUCCUGCUCUGUCCAUCUUCUUCAGUAAGGACCACGCGCCGACCGUCACGGCGUACCACGAGGUCUUGUGCCUGCCCCAGGGAACCAAAACCGAGCAUAAACUCGAGUUCACUCUCUUCUUAAAUUGCGCUAUUGUACUGACCAUCUUCGUCUGCCUGUCCGCAGUGCCUUGUUGUAUCAGGGGACAGUUAAAGAAGGCCUCCCUGGCGAUGGAGGAGAGGAUAAUAAAGCGGGACGCGGCGGUGUUCGCGAGGAUGGGGGCGGCGGUGCUGAUCAUCGCCAUCCCGUGGGUCCCCGCCCUGCUCAUGUUUACCAUGACGUACUUCGGGAUCAGGAUCAGACAGACCGUUCUUCAGUGGACCCUGUGGUGUGUUCUACCCUCCGGUCCCGCCAUGUUUCCCGCGGUUUACGUCAUCGUGGUGGAGAGUACCCGGUGCCGCCACCUUCUCAACUCGUGCAGAGACAAAUGGCGGAAAGGUGAAAAGUACAGUCUGAAGCUCCGUGAGCUGACGUCACAGAUGAGUCUCCCGUCCCUCGCCUCCAAGACGUGCCUGCGGGAGUCCACCCUGAUGAAGGAGGCCGUGGCCGCCGCGGCUGUGGGAGAGGCGCCGUCAGAGGUGGAGUGGACGGAACUCUUGCAGCCGUGCGCCGGGCCUCAUGACCAGCUGCUGGCGCUGGUGUUGUGGAGUGGUGAGGGGAGCGCCCUCCAGACCGGCACGCUGAAGCUGUACCACCCCACACAGGCCAGGCGAUGGGACACCGAGGUACAGAUGGCUGGGAAGCUGGCGGCGCACCAGAGCCCCAACAUCAUCAGGUACCUGUGGAACUCUGACGACCACACUACCAAGGUGCUGCACGUGCCGGACAACUGGGUGGACCAAGUCUUCACCAGGAACAAGUACAUCUGUAUCCAGACGUACGAACAUGGGUCUCUGAGGUUCUUCCUGCUGGAGCACUUGGGGCUGCUGACGGACCUGCUAGUACAGAUCGUGGCCACGGAAAUAGCCAAGGGGCUGGCCCACCUGCAGAGCAUUGGUAUCGUCCACAACAGCCUCAGCGCUGCUUCGGUUCUGAUUGGAGGCGACAUGGAGCAUAGCGUCAUUUUGCGAGUGGCCAUAUCGGACUUUAACAGCUGCAAAGAAGCUCCUGUGCCAGACCCGGCGGAGCAGGAAGCAACAACGGUCGGACAUGACACAACAACGGUAGACGUCUUUGGUUCAUCAACGAAGGGCGAUACAUACGAUAUCGACAUCCGCUCCUUGGCACUGAUCUUGCUCGAGAUGCUGGCGCGGCUGCGGUCCCGGUCCUGGACGAGCCUUCCGCGGGCCCGGCGGAAAUUCAGCUGCGGCAGGAGGAGCAGCAAGCUCCGGGAACGACUAAGGGUGAGCGGCAGCGACCAGGAGACACCUGCCAAACUUGGGGAGGGGAUAGAAGACACCAGCGCGGAGGAAGACGACGCGUUCGGAGAGGUCCAGCUACAAUGUUCUGGGCUGAGGGAAAGCCUUUCGUACGACGCGGGUGACUCCAGAACAUUUCCCACCCAGACGUUCCGAAAGGACAGUUUCAACUUGACAACGUUCAUGCCGGAGUGCACUGAGCAGGCAGAGUCGGUCGUGUCCACCGGCCAGUCUUCGUCCGGCAUCCUGACGGGCAGAGGGCGGCGCCCCGACUCCGAUACCUCUUCUGUCUUCAACACCCUGGAGUCCAACAACGGCAAUCGUCAUGUCGUAGACAUCAACACUACCUACGACUCCACUUUGUCAAGAAGCGACGAAGCGGAGUCAGACAAUAAGUCUAGCUACACUUGGCCAAGAAGUGCCGAAACGGGUAAUGCCAUCUACUCCGUUGAAUCGGAGGUAACCUUUAGCAAACCGUCCAUCAUGACGGAGGAGUCCGAGAGCGACAAAAAUGGUGGUGUUUUUGAAGCAAUGACACAGGACGCCCUCUCCGAGAUUAGAAGUCCCGAGAACCGAAUCGUCGUUCAGGAUUUCGCCAGCAUUAUCACGAGCCUGGACGGGUAUAAUGAAGAGGAACAGAAGGGAAGUGACGACUACUCUGAAGCUUCCACCAUACCGGCUGGAGAUGACAACCACUCUCUCUGUAACUCACAGCCGUCCACCGUGUCGAGGCAAGGUAUUAUCCUCUCGGAGGCGUCCACGCCGCCAAUCUGUAACUUUGACGUCUUCCUCUCACCCGACAGCAUGUCAGCCUACCUAAGAGACGACGCUUCUGAGCGGCUGUACACCCGCAAACCUCCUCGAACCUUCUCCUUCACCCAGGAGGAGCGGCUACCGUCCGCGGUGGGUCCGCACCACCUCCGGUACUGGCGGGAACUCCGGCUGAUGUUCCCCUGGCUCCUGGAGGAGCCGGCGUCGCUAGGCAACAAGCGGCAGCUCCAGAAGAUCAUCAACGUGCUGCGAAGUGGAUUGGAACUCAGGAAGCUGCUGCAGAUCAUGACACAGUGUCUGGUGAGCGACCCCGCACCGGCCGUGGAGCAGGUGUUGGAAAACCUCCACCAGUGCAUGCCGUCUACAGACAUCUAAUUACAAUUACUAGUGUUUGCGGUGCCGUAAGUAUCCGUCAGCGUCCAUCACUGUUCAGCAGUAUUCGUCAGUGUUCGUAGAUUUCCGCCAGUGUUUCGGCUGUGCCAUGUCUAGGGUGACAUUGUGACAUUGUAAAAAUCAUCCCAACAGGCUUUCCUUGCGGGACGUUGGGAUAUAGCGAGCGGGCGUUAUCGUGUAGUGAACGGUAUGUUGUCUACGCAUGUUGAUAUGUAUGUUUGUUGUUUUAGGAACAUGACGUUGUAGAAAAUUGGAAGACAAAAUUACAGUAGUUACACCGCGUAUUUGCCACCAGCGCCGGCUGUUUGAGAUUUGUUGAUAUUCUAUGAACGACGUCUUCGUCUCGAGGAAUGACGUAAUGUUAACGGUAAUGUGUACCUGGUUUGAAACAGGUGCUUGCAGAUUACUGGUAGGGUACGCGAGAACACAAAGCGGUUUCUUCGUGGUUUGUCCAUGUAGAUAACAUUGUUUGACUAUUGACCGGAAUUUGCCAUUCAGACACAAAUAUACAAAGGAAGCAGGCACAUUGAUGUAUCGUUACCUGUAAGUAAGGCUUUCCGCUGUGUAACAAAGAGUUCGGAUUGCUAUAGCUGAUACCGUACAGUGUCUGCAACGUUGUUACUAAUCAUCAGUAGGUAUUGCGUACGUGUGUCGUCUGUGGAUUAAACAUUCCGCUAAAAGGAUGAGAUUGUUUCAGAAAACAUAUGGUGCAGCUGCUUUAUCGACGUGAGCUGGAGACAAAUGCCAGGCCGCUAAAAGUGUGAUGUUUGUCUUGUCGGCUGUCACAAUUUAUAAAAUCACCUUACAUCUGAUGUACCUCAAUGAACUUUGUACCUCAAUAUGUUAGGAAAAGAAAAUAAUUAAACAAUUAAAGCAUUUAUUUCCUGCUAUCCAUAUGAGGGCAACAGCCGUGUAGAUUUGAAACAAAAGCGAUGGUUUUGAAAUUGCUGAUACUGCAUGUGAAAACUAACUUUCUAACAUUUUGCAGAUUGAAAUGGACUUAUUCAAAGUAAUGUUAGAUGUGUAAGAUGACGACGGCAAUGUUAACAUUAUCUGUUCUUUUCCUGAUUAUAGAAGUUUGUACAUACACAUGUAUAUAAGACGUAAAUUAUGGUGAAAUGGUACGCCAAAGGUGAUGUACUUCUUGUAUGUUUGAUAUCACGUUUGUACACUUGAAUAAAAGUAUAAUCCUGAAAUGGUUGUUCAUGAUGGGAGAUAUUUAUUGACUUGCUCUGCUUAACUGGUUAAAUGUUACAAUAAAUGUCUUUGAUGUCAGGAUUGGUCCCGGAGUAUUCUAGUAAAUAGCACAAUAUAUGAUGAAUAUGCCUAAGAUUAUGUGUCGGCUAAAGACAUAAUGAAUAUGAAGAAAAUUGGAUAUACCUGUGUAACAGUCUAGACUUCCUAAUGGUGCUCUCUAAGCUUAAUUAAAGAAAAUGCCAAUUUGACAAUUACAUGCACAUUACAAGUGCAGGUGUCUUGUUUUGGAUGAUUGAAAGUCAUAAAUGGCAACCAAUAUAUGCCCUGUUUUCUGUAUACAUUCCUGACAUAACCUUUAUAUACUUGCUACCUGACAUUCUGUCACAGACUGAGAUUAUAUUAUGAUUCAUGGCAAUACUUCAGGAAUCCCUCUAGGGACAGCAAACAGACACAGAGAUCAGUCCAAUCAUAAAUUUAUUAUAUACAUCUUUGUCCAUGACACCGGCUAUAAAGCAGCAUUAGCAACAAAUGAACAUAAAAAAUACAUGCUGUCAUUGAGUUUGUGUAAAGUCUCAGGGCAAGGGAGUCAAACUACUAACAGUGCACAACCUCAUCAAUAGUAUGCUGUGAAAGGGUUGUUAAUUAUUCACCUCACAUACUUCCACACUCUCCAUAGCUGUCAGUCAGGAUCUGAACAAUACCCUCCUUAACCUUUCCCUGCGGAGGCAGCCUUUUGGCACCAGGUGUGCUUCAGUUACUGGGGAAGGCAGCAGGGGGAAGUUAUAAAAAAUCUUGUCUGUCAAACAUCAUGUUGGAUUUGCAAGAAGUGGGACAAAUCCAGGGUUGGUACACAGCAUAUUGCAGCAGAAACAUUUCUACAGAGUGUGUUCAAUACAUGCUGGAUGUUACAUUGAUCAAUGUGAACACCUUUGCUAGUAAUGUUAUCUGUGUAACCUGGAUAGCAAGAGAGAUCCUUUCUCCUAUGCACAGACAUAUCCACGUCAUUGAAGUCCAUCAAACUGAGCGGAGUAACAGACAUUGGUUUGUAUCUGUGUAGGAGAAUGGAGAGAUCAUGGUAAUAUCAAGGUCACAUCAAUUUGACAAGAUGUUUCUCCGAUUCUUCACUAAAAGUUACUGUUGUUCCCUCUUAAAGACAGCUAAUCACAUUGGCGCAGCCUGAAAUAAUAGUUUUGUCUCCAUCACAGUUUUGUUAUACCUUGGAUUCCUGUUCUUGACUAAUUACUGCGAUAGCAAUAUGCCAUUUGACUACCAACUACAUAGUAAUUCUUUGCACUUGUUUUGCCAACAAUAUCAACUAUUCACACAAAUUUGUAACACAGUUGUAAUUUGAUAUCAUAAUUCUUUUUCAUCCAGUAAAAUUUACAAUACAGCCAGGGACUUGACAUGCAACAUACUUCCUUAUAAAUGUCAAGGAGUUACAAACACCAAAAGCCAUUGCAGAGCCGCUGUUCCUAGUUGCACAUCUAGAGUUUUACACUUCAACCUUACAAACACUGAAGGGGCACAAACAAACACUGAUUAAUACUUGUAAAAAAACCCUCUGUAUGUACCAGUAACACACACGGGAAAUUGUACACAAAAUCAAUGAGCCAACUAUGCUGACUGCAGCCUCUUUCCAUAAUUACAUCAUCAUAUAUCACAUGCCAGGAUUCAAUCUGUAGUGGUCCACAUAUCCAGGAGUCAUGUUUGAAAUGAUGUUACAGAAAAAUCCAUAAUCUUUUCAAUUAACAGUUGCCUUUCACUUUAGGCAUAUCAUGGCCAAGACAUCAUGAUUUCAUGGUAUUUUGUAGAGCUUGGCAGACAAGACAAAGAAAACUGCUGUAUACUUGAA